AUGGCUUCCAACGGUCAGGUCGUGUCAAACUCGCUUGACCCUAGUGGUACAAGGAGCUCUGGGAGCUUUCCUCAAGAUGGAACUGGCGUCGUCAAGCUCGAUCCUUGGCUUGAACCCUUUAGCGAAGCCCUCAAACGACGAUAUUCCAAAGCCCAGGAAUGGAUCGUCAACAUCGACGAGACCGAGGGUGGCUUAUCCAGGUUCUCCAAGGGAUACGACAAGUUUGGCUUCAAUGUCGAUGCCCAGAACAACAUACAUUACCGUGAAUGGGCUCCCAACGCUCAGCAGGCCUAUCUCAUCGGAGACUUCAACUCCUGGAACCGCGAAUCCCACCCAAUGACCAAGGACUCUUUCGGCAGCUUCGACAUCGAUAUCCCCGCAGUCGAUGGCAAACCAGGAAUCCCCCACAACUCCAAGGUCAAGAUUUCCCUUGUUCUCCCCAGUGGUGAGAGAGUCGACCGUCUCCCUGCAUGGAUCAAGUAUGUCACCCAGGACUUGUCGGUCUCUCCCGCCUACGACGCCCAUUUUUGGAACCCGCCGCAGGAAGAAAAAUAUGAGUUCAAGCAUGCUCGCCCCAAGCGCCCGGCCAGCGCUCGCGUAUACGAGGCUCACGUUGGAAUUUCGACGUCCGAGCAACGCGUAGCGACUUACAAGGAGUUCACCAAAGGCAUGCUCCCCAGGAUCAAGGAUUUAGGAUACAAUGUCAUCCAACUCAUGGCCGUCAUGGAGCACGCCUAUUACGCCAGCUUUGGCUACCAGGUCAACAACUUUUUCGCCGCCAGCAGCCGGUACGGAACACCAGAGGACCUGAAAGAGCUCAUAGACACGGCCCACAGUUUGGGGAUAGUCGUCCUCCUCGACAUGGUUCACAGCCAUGCCUCCAAAAAUGUUUUGGACGGCAUCAACGAGUUUGACGGAACAGAUCACCAAUACUUCCACGCCGGCGGCAGAGGUCGACACGACCAGUGGGAUAGCAGGCUGUUCAAUUAUGGCAGUCAUGAGGUCCUGCGAUUCCUCCUCAGCAACCUACGCUUCUGGAUGGAGGAGUACCAGUUUGACGGCUUCCGUUUUGACGGCGUGACGAGCAUGCUAUACCGCCACCACGGAAUGGGCUUUGGAUUCUCUGGCGGCUAUCACGAGUACUUUGGCCCCGACGUAGACGAGGAGGCUGUGGUGUAUAUGAUGCUCGCAAAUGAGCUCCUGCACUCGCUCUUCCCAGAGUGCAUCACCAUUGCAGAGGACGUGUCGGGGAUGCCGGCCCUGUGUCUUCCCCUCUCGCUCGGUGGUGUGGGAUUCGACUACCGUCUCGCCAUGGCUGUUCCGGACAUGUGGAUCAAGAUUUUAAAGGAAGUCAAGGACGAGGAAUGGGACAUUGGCAAUAUUUGCUUUACCCUUGUAAACCGUCGUCAUGGAGAGAAGACGAUUGCCUAUUCCGAGAGCCACGAUCAAGCACUUGUUGGUGACAAGACACUGAUGAUGCACCUCUGCGAUGCGGAACUAUACACCAACAUGUCGGUGCUGACGCCGCUGACGCCUGUAAUUGAACGCGGCAUGGCGCUGCACAAGAUGAUUCGGUUCGUGACGCACGCACUCGGUGGCGAAGGUUACCUCAAUUUUGAGGGCAACGAGUUUGGACAUCCUGAGUGGCUCGAUUUCCCACGCGAAGGCAACAACAAUUCCUUUUGGUACGCACGCCGCCAGCUCAACCUGACGGAAGAUGAGCUCCUCCGAUACCGAUUCCUGAACAACUUCGACCGCGAAAUGAAUCUCUGCGAAGAAAAAUACGGCUGGCUCCACGCAUCGCAGGCUUACAUUUCUCUCAAGCACGAGGGUGACAAGGUGAUUGUAUUUGAGAGGGCAGGCAUCGUGUUCGCGUUCAACUUCCACCCGACUGAGAGCUUUACCGAUUACCGCAUUGGCGUUGACAGAGCGGGCACGUACCGCGUCGCGCUGGACACUGAUCGUAAAGAGUUUGGGGGGUUCAACCGCAUCGACAGCAGCACGCGCUUCUUUACGACGCCUAUGGAAUGGAACGGUCGCCAAAACUGGACGCAGGUGUAUCUGCCCAACCGCACUGCCAUCGUCUUGGCUCUUGAAGAGACCUUUUCCUAA
Geosmithia morbida is the source of this 2112-nucleotide messenger RNA. Its product is annotated as 1,4-alpha-glucan branching enzyme. Lineage: Eukaryota; Fungi; Ascomycota; Sordariomycetes; Hypocreales; Bionectriaceae. Gene Ontology annotation, biological process: glycogen biosynthetic process. Gene Ontology annotation, cellular component: cytoplasm. The record is from RefSeq and is a predicted model, not a curated record. Gene Ontology annotation, molecular function: cation binding; hydrolase activity, hydrolyzing O-glycosyl compounds; 1,4-alpha-glucan branching enzyme activity. Bases 1 to 2112 code for a protein of 703 amino acids. The transcript is spliced from 8 exons.